Molecule: messenger RNA, 1612 nt
Organism: Bursaphelenchus xylophilus (pine wood nematode)
Lineage: Eukaryota; Metazoa; Nematoda; Chromadorea; Rhabditida; Aphelenchoididae
Source: the annotation of a GenBank genome assembly
AUGGUAUUCUCUGAAAUUGUUGGGACAUUGUCCUUUUUGCAGCCACAGAAUGAUGACGAUAUCACGGACCGGAUGCAUUACUAUUACACAAGCACCUUUCUAUUGGUCACUGCAGUAAGCCGGUGUAGCAGCAAUAGUCAACGCAGUAUUUUAAUUUAGGUCCUGAUCAGUCUGAAAAUGUUUGGGGGCAGACCUCUUGAAUGUUUUAUGCCGGCCGAAUUUCGAUCGUCUUGGGAAGAUUACACAGGUAUACUGUAGUUUCCAUCCGAUUACUCGUUUUAGAAAUAUUUUGCUGGGCUUCUAAUACUUACUGGGUGGACAAGGAAGAGAUGUUCCCCGAGUCCACAGACCGCAGACAAGAACGGAUGAUCUCUUAUUAUCAGGUGGGUCCAGGCAGUAUUCGGAUAUGAUUACAGUGGUCUCCUUUCUUCCUCGUUCUCUGCGCCUUCCUUUUUUAUUCCCCUUGCCUUAUUUGGAGGAUCCUAUACACAAAAUCAGGGAUCAAGUUAACCGAUCUAAUGUUAUUUGCCAAUGACAAGAGUAAUAUACAGCCCCGUAAGAGUAAAGGUUACUGUGUUAAUACAAUACUCCCCAGAUAGAAGAGAAUCUAAUCUGCGAGGGAUGAGCAUCCAUUUGGGAUCCAUUUUCCAACAUCGAUACAAGUUUGGGACCGAGCAUGGGUACCAUCACAAGUACUUCAGACUGCUCAAUCUCCGAUACUACGAAGCUUACCUCACACUCUUAUAUCUAGGAAUCAAGACAAUGUAUCUUGGGAAUGUAUUAUUUCAAGUAAGUUUGCAUCUUUUAUCCAAUAUUUAUAUAGAUGUAUCUGAUGAAUUGGUUUCUUCAAACUGAUAAUUACACUUUUUAUGGAUUCGGAGUAUUACAUGAUUUGUUUCGAGGAGUUCGUAAGGAAAAUUUAUAUUUUUUCAAAUUGUAAUUAAAGCUUGGAGUGAGUCUGGGAACUUUCCGCGAGUCACUUAUUGUGACAUGGACAUCAGAAUCCUCGGGAAUGUCCAAAAACACACCGUCCAGUGUGUUCUUGUCAUCAACAUCUUCAUCGAAAAGGUAUGUGUGUUAUCCAUAAAGCAUCCACUCCUCCAGAUCUUCAUUGUUCUUUGGGUUUGGUACUGUUUUCUGGCUAUAACCACCCUAUUUGGACUCAUAAAUUGGACAGUUUCCACGCUCCCGUUCGAAGAAAGAAAGAAAUUCAUCGCCCGAAGACUCGAAUUGGCUGAUAUCGAAUUCCAAACCAAGUCAGAAAACAGUCCUCGUCUUUUGAAUGAGGUAAUGUUACAGUAACAAAAAAAUGUUUCAUUAGUUCGUACGAGACUACAUCAAGAUUGAUGGAGUGUUCGUUCUGAAGAUGCUCACUAUACAUGCUGGGAUGUUAAUGUGUGCAGAACUGGUGGAUAUGAUGUGGGAAGACUUUAAAUCCAACAAACAGGGAGGGAAAGCGUCUGCUGCAAGUGCAGAAACAGUCAAGAGGAAGAUCAGCAUGUUGCAACCACUGGUCUCUCGCGAAGAUCCCGGCCAUCUAUCUUCGCCAAGCACUCCGGGACUAGCCAGUCCAACUGAAGGAAUCUUGAAAACUCCCUCGGCGUCACAAUGA